UUUUCAACAUGGCGGUAUCAACACCUGCUGCAUUGUUCAGCCCACCAUCACAUCCACCACAACCACAUGCAGCGUCAAAAUCCGACGCCAAUCCUCAUCCUUCAGACUAUUAUCGCCCGUGGUCCCCAUGGGCAGAACACUUUUACGUGUCGACUCAUCCAUUCUGGCAUCGCCUCGAUGGUCAAUAUCAUUCCGCUCUUGCACCAGAGUUCCCACCACUAGAUAUUGAAUAUGAGUCUUUUGGCCCUGAACCUCCCCCAACCGAAAUGGCAGGGAGUUCCUCAGUGGGGAGGAGAUAAGCGGUGGCAUGACUUUAUCCAAGGGAGAAUCACCGUCAACGAAAAUUCCUGGCUCAAUCUUUUUGCAAAGCCCAGGUGGUAUGAUCUGAGGCCUGCAAAGGCGCAUGCUCGUGCCACUGAUACUAUUCGAUACCCUUUUCCACAAAUGGAGGAGCACGACACGCCAUGGUGGACCGUUGACAACCCAAUCAUAUGGGAGCAGGUCAGCAUAUCUAUUGAAUUGGCCAACAGGAUCCUCCUGCGCCUCUGCCAAGAAAGAAAUCCUUGGAUCAAUACGCUUCUAUUCGCAAAAAGUCUCACCUGGGCGGGGUUUGACAUGGACGUCUGUAAUAUAUGGUCAACAUAACCAGAUUACAAUCCAAGGCUAAUGGACGCCGCCCAAACACCUCUUCGCUCAGCGGAGGAGAUCGUCGAGCGGCUGGUUGACCUUAACAUUCCGACUGUUUGGGGCUUCUGUGACGAAGCUGGAACUUUUACCCCAUUCCAAACUUUGGGUGUGACAGGCUCGAUGAGAGCGCCUAAUACGAG
This is a messenger RNA of Pseudomassariella vexata, 827 nucleotides long. RefSeq lists its product as uncharacterized. The transcript is spliced from 2 exons. The record is from RefSeq and is a predicted model, not a curated record. The coding region runs from base 232 to 645 and encodes 137 amino acids. Lineage: Eukaryota; Fungi; Ascomycota; Sordariomycetes; Amphisphaeriales; Pseudomassariaceae.